Messenger RNA from Gopherus evgoodei (Goodes thornscrub tortoise), 7951 nucleotides. It is a transcript of the gene DENND5A, whose product is annotated as DENN domain containing 5A. NCBI's taxonomy places the organism in Eukaryota, Metazoa, Chordata, Testudines, Testudinidae. Gene Ontology annotation, molecular function: guanyl-nucleotide exchange factor activity; small GTPase binding. The record is from RefSeq and is a predicted model, not a curated record.
GCAUUGCGGUUUCUCUCUCCCCCCCAAAGAACAGCUGGGGGCCGUACCCACAAUGCCGUGCGGCGCUGCCCGCUCCGCUCCGUCAUGGAGGCAGCGGCAGCCGCCGCAGCUGGCACAGCUGGAGCAGCCCCGGCGCUGGCCGCCUUCCCCCGGGCGCGCUGAGCCCUCCGCACCCCUCGGGCUCCAGCAUGAGCGGAGGCGGCUCCUCCGCACCCGGCCGCUUCGCCGACUACUUCGUGAUCUGCGGGCUGGACACCGAGACCGGGCUGGAGCCGGACGAGCUCUCGGCACUAUGCCAGUAUAUACAGGCCUCUAAAACCCGAGAUGGUGCCGGCUGUUUCAUUGCAAGUGCAGUAGAAGGUGAAAAUUUUGAACAGACUCCAUUAAGACGCACGUUUAAGUCUAAAGUUCUUGCUCGUUAUCCUGAGAAUGUAGAAUGGAAUCCUUUUGACCAGGAUGCAGUGGGAAUGCUGUGUAUGCCUAAAGGGCUUGCUUUCAAGACCCAAGCUGAUUCCAGAGACCCUCAGUUCCAUUCGUUUAUAAUCACCCGUGAAGAUGGCUCACGGACAUUUGGGUUUUCUCUCACAUUUUAUGAGGAAGUUACCAGCAAGCAAAUCUGUAGUGCAAUGCAGACAUUAUAUCAUAUGCACAAUGCUGAAUAUGACAUUCUGCAUAUUCCACCCACAAAUGACAAAGAAAGCUGUAGCAGCAUAGAAGACUGUAAUGGAACUUCUGUAUCAAAGCUACAGCGUUUUAACUCGUAUGAUAUUAGCAGAGACACACUGUAUGUCUCUAAGUGCAUUUGUCUGAUUACCCCAAUGUCUUUCAUGAAGGCUUGUAAGAAAGUACUAGAGCAACUUCACCAAGCUGUAACUUCUCCUCAGCCACCACCGUUACCUUUGGAAAGUUAUAUCUACAAUAUUCUCUAUGAGGUUCCUCUUCCUCCAGCAGGGAGAUCCUUAAAAUUUUCAGGUGUUUAUGGACCAAUUAUCUGCCAGAGACCAAGCACCAGUGAACUGCCAUUAUUUGACUUUCCAGUUAAAGAAGUUUUUGAAUUACUUGGAGUAGAAAAUGUGGUUCAGCUCUUUACUUGUGCUCUUCUGGAAUUUCAGAUACUGCUUUAUUCACAGCAUUACCAGAGAUUGAUGACUGUGGCAGAGACCAUCACAGCACUAAUGUUUCCAUUCCAGUGGCCCGUAUAUGUUCCCAUCCUGCCAGCCUCUCUCCUUCAUUUCCUAGAUGCUCCUGUCCCUUAUUUGAUGCUUGCACUCCAAUGGAUGGAUGACAGAUCUAAGCUGGAAUUGCCUCAAGAGGCUAACCUGUGCUUUGUGGAUGUAGACAACCAUUUCAUUGAGCUUCCAGAGGAUUUGCCCCAAUUCCCGAAUAAACUCGAAUUCAUUCAGGAAAUCUCUGAGAUCCUAAUGGCAUUUGGAAUUCCACCUGAGGGAAACCUGCACUGUAAUGAAAGCGCCUCAAAGAUGAAAAACCUCCGAGCAUGUGACAUAGUUUCUGAUAAAAGAAAUGGGAACAUAGCAGGAUCACCUUUAAAUUCAUAUGAACUGCUAAAGGAAAAUGAGACCAUAGCAAGGCUUCAAGCACUUGUUAAAAGAACAGGUGUGAGCCUAGAAAAGCUGGAAGUGCGAGAGGAAACCAGUAGCAACAAGGAUCUCAAAGUUCAAUGCGGUGAAGAAGAGUUCCGGGUUUACCAGCUGAACAUUCAAAUCCGAGAAGUUUUUGCCAACCGUUUUACGCAGAUGUUCGCAGACUAUGAAGUAUUUGUCAUUCAGCCGAGUCAGGACAAGGAGUCUUGGUUUACCAAUAGGGAGCAGAUGCAGAACUUUGAUAAAGCAUCUUUCUUGUCAGACCAGCCUGAACCUUACUUGCCUUUUCUCUCAAGAUUUCUGGAAACACAGAUGUUUGCAUCUUUUAUUGACAAUAAGAUUAUGUGCCAUGACGAAGAUGACAAAGACCCAGUUUUGAGAGUGUUCGAUUCUAGAGUAGAUAAAAUUAGACUGUUAAAUGUUAGGACACCAACUCUGCGCACAUCUAUGUAUCAAAAGUGCACUACCAUUGAUGAGGCAGAGAAAGCUAUUGAAUUAAGGCUUGUAAAAAUAGAUCACACUGCGGUCCACCCACACUUAUUAGAUAUGAAGAUUGGACAAGGGAAGUAUGAACUUGGGUUUUUCCCCAAGCUUCAGUCUGACGUACUCUCCAUAGGACCAGCAAGCAACAAAUGGACAAAGAGAAACGCUCCUGCGCAGUGGAGGCGGAAAGACAGACAAAAACAACACACAGAGCACCUGCGUCUUGACAAUGAUCAGAGAGAGAAGUAUAUCCAAGAAGCCAGGAAUCUGGGCAGCACCAUUCGUCAGCCUAAGCUGUCUAACCUCUCUCCAUCGGUAAUUGCACAAACAAACUGGAAAUUUGUUGAAGGCUUACUGAAGGAAUGCCGAAAUAAGACCAAGAGGAUGCUGGUUGAAAAAAUGGGCCGAGAAGCUGUGGAACUAGGUCAUGGUGAGGUGAACAUCACAGGUGUAGAAGAGAAUACUUUAAUAGCCAGUCUUUGUGAUCUCUUAGAAAGGAUAUGGAGUCAUGGUUUACAGGUCAAACAGGGAAAAUCUGCUUUGUGGUCUCACUUAUUACAUUUCCAAGAAAAUAGGCAGAGAAAGCCCACGUCAGGUAGCUUCAGUACCUCAGGAGUACUUCUCGAUUCAGAAAGGAGGAAGUCAGAUGCCAGCCCAGCCAUGUCGCCGCUGAGAAUCUCUCUCAUUCAGGAUAUGAGGCAUAUCCAGAAUAUUGGUGAGAUCAAAACAGACGUUGGCAAGGCAAGGGCCUGGGUUCGACUGUCCAUGGAAAAGAAGUUACUCUCCAGGCAUCUAAAGCAGCUUCUUUCAGAUCUUGAACUUACAAAAAAACUUUACAAGCGUUAUGCCUUUCUCCGCUGUGAUGACGAGAAAGAACAGUUCCUCUAUCAUCUCCUGUCAUUUAAUGCUGUCGAUUACUUUUGCUUUACCAAUGUUUUCACAACAAUCUUGAUCCCAUACCAUAUAAUGAUUGUUCCUAGCAAGAAACUUGGUGGCUCAAUGUUCACUGCCAACCCUUGGAUUUGUAUCUCAGGAGAGUUGAGUGAAACAGGAGUCCUACAGAUUCCCAGGAAUAUAUUGGAGAUGACAUUUGAGUGCCAGAACCUGGGAAAGCUUACCACAGUACAAAUAGGACAUGAUAAUUCAGGCCUGUACGCCAAGUGGCUAGUGGAAUAUGUUAUGGUCAGAAACGAAAUAACAGGGCAUACUUACAAGUUUCCAUGUGGGAGGUGGCUUGGAAAGGGGAUGGAUGACGGCAGUUUAGAGAGGAUCCUGGUGGGAGAGUUACUAACGUCACAUACCGAGGCAGAUGAAAGGCAGUGCAGAACCCCACCACUGCAGCAGUCACCAAGUAUGAUCAGAAGAUUUGUCACAAUAUCGCCAAAUAACAAACCAAAGUUAAACACAGGUCAAAUACAGGAAGCUAUUGGUGAAGCAGUGAAUGGCAUUGUCAAGCAUUUCCACAAACCGGAAAAGGAGAGAGGCAGUCUCACUCUGUUGCUGUGUGGAGAAAGUGGACUCGUUUCAGCUCUUGAGCAGGUGUUUCAGCAUGGAUUUAAAUCACCCAGGCUCUUCAAAAACGUCUUUAUUUGGGACUUUCUAGAAAAAGCACAAAUACAUUAUGAGACCCUUGAUCAGAAUGAAAUAGUCCCAGAGGAGAACUGGCAGACUAGAGCCAGGAGUUUUUGUCGCUUUGUCACUGCUAUCAACAACACUCCUAGAAACAUUGGAAAGGAUGGCAAGUUUCAGAUGCUGGUGUGCCUUGGAGCCAGAGACCACCUCUUACACCAUUGGAUCGCCUUGCUUGCAGAUUGUCCAAUCACAGCACAGAUGUAUGAGGAUAUAGCAUUGAUUAAGGAUCAUACCCUUGUUAAUUCCUUGAUUCGAGUGUUGCAGACCUUACAGGAGUUCAACAUUACACUGGAGGCUUCCCUCGUCAAAGGAAUAGACAUAUGAUCUGUCUCAUCGCAACAAGGAACAAAUGUUAUUAGUAUGCAAAGGUUCUUUCUGCUAAUACGUCAUAUUGCGAACUUGUUUGUGGCCACAAAACACAACUUUGACUUUUCUUGAAGAAAACUCAAAAAAACAGUGCAGAAAAAUGGACAGAAGCUGUAAACUCAAUGUUAAAAGGAGAAAAAAAAAGGAGGAUUUUUGGUAUAAAUCUAUUUUAGAGUUUAUUUGCUGAUUUGCUUUUUACACACUUUCAUGUGAGAGAGAGAGAGAUGACUAUUUGUGCAGCUUAUUUUAAAGCUGCAGUAUUUCCUUGCCAUAGAUAGUGUGCAGUGAGCCUUUCAGCAUUCUCUGAAUUUGCCUUCAGAUGUGCUGUAUGUUGUAAGCCCUAAUGUAUACACUCCAUUUCUGCAAAGAAGGUCAUUCUAGAGUUUUUAAACUAAUAUUUUAUAUAUUAACAUUAUUACCAAUGUUUUAUUUUUUUCUUUAAACUAAACUGGGUCACUGCUGUGCUGCAAGGGAAACGACAAAUUCUGGUGUGAGCUUUUUUUAAUAGCCUCAGAGCACUGAUUUGUCAGCAAAUCACUUUUCUUUAUUUUUGUUGUCAGUAUUACAUUUAGUGGGUUUCAGGAGACAGAACCAUGCAAAUGGACAGAGAUGGAAGUAAUAUUUUUCAUAUUGGUACAUAAUUGCACAGAAGAAACUGUAAGUGUGUUGUAUUUUUAACUGAUGUUUUUAUUUAUUUAUCCUAUCAUUGUGUGUUUGUAAGAUUUUGUUUUUUAAAAAACCUUAUACAGUAUAACUGGCUAUAUUAUAUUUGCAAUUCAAAAUUUACAGUUGAGUCCACUUAAAUGAAAAGCCUGGAUAAGAGUGUAUCUGCUGGCAAAAAUGUUUCAGUGUGCACCUGCCUUUCAAAUUAGAAUUUAUCUUAGUGUGGAACACCCUUAAAUUGUUAACAGCUAAAGAAAUAACUCCCUAACCUCUGGCUUUGAUUUAUAUUCUAAUGCAAAGGGGACAGUAGCUAAGUAGAGGUCAGUGCCACAGUCAAGUAAUGAUCCCACUCAUAAACCUAAUUCCAAGUUUCCAUUUCAAAACUUUCUGUGGUGAUCUCACGUGACGAGCAUAGACUGUACGUAGGAUUUACUGUUGAAAUACAAAGCUCUCUCAUGUGCUAACUUUGCAAGCUGCUGGAUUCUGGGAUGCUUGUGUAUCUUAAGUAAAAAGGCUUUAGCCCAUGCUCAUAAAUUAAAACAUUCAGACUGCUUGGAUUUUGUUGAAAUACAGAGCCUGGGAUUUGGUGAGUGCAUAGAGGCAACUCUGUUGAUUUUAAUUCUCUGAUAAAAUCCCUUUGAAAUGCGGACCUGAUUUGAGAGACAAACCUGGUCAGAAUAAUGACUUGCUGUUCAGUACUUCUGGGCUCUGUAAUUAAGUGGUCUCCACUGUAUAAACUUCCCAACAAUAUCUCCCUUACUAUAAGGAACAGAAGAUUGUUCUUGGUUGUCAAUCCGUAGAAUAUUGUGACACCUUUUUCUUUAUUCUCUUCAUUUUAGUGACAUCUUGUGAUAGCUUUAUUUCCUUAAUUUAAAGGUAUAGCACAUGUAUUAAAUUUUUGACUAUUUUUACUGUCCUAUUUAUUUCAUUAUUAAAUGGAGACGUUUCUUUGUCACUUAUAUUUUCUUUUAUCCGAACGAGGUCCUGCCGUGAAUGCCUAUUGACGUCGGAAAAAUGAGUAGGCAGUGUCCAGACCACAUGCGCAAUCUCUUCACGCUGGAUAGAUGAAUGUACUUCCACAGUUUGGAGUUCACAUCAUUGUUCAUGGAGUGAUUUUUCCCUGUUCAUUUUGGAAGGAAAAGGAUUAGAAUGCAGUAUAUAUGUGCUUAAAGAAUAACUUAUUCAACCUGAACAAUGUAACAGAGAGAAGCCUUCUACACUCACCACUAAACCCCACAUUUAAUCAAAUAUCUUACUAUUUUUCAUUCAACAGUCUAGAUUGCAGUAGGCUUGUAUAUUUGACAGUGGGUACGUCUACAUUGGGAAAAGAGAUUGGGGUUAAUUAACAUGCUUUAGCUGACCCUGACCUGACCUCAAACUCUUCUCUUGUAUAGAUUCAGGGUAAUGCUGUUUACCUUGACUUAAUUGGCCAAGAUAGACCCCUAGGCAGAAAAAGUAUUAGGUCAGUGUUAGCUAAAAUGUGUUAGCUAACCUCAACUUCUUUUCCUGACAUAGAAUUAGACAUUUGUUUUUUACUUCAUUGUUCAUGAUAAAUGGUUUGAGAUGCCCACUUGCAGGUUGCAAGACACAAGUGAAGGGUCUCUGACCCCUGAGUGGCAGUUGCUUUGGAUAACACAUCAGGAGGAUAAAGUUGUUUUUCUUUAGAUCAUGUUACUUCCCCAUGAGCUAGUCACUGUUCAGACAUGGAGGGAGAUGGCAGAGCAUAAUCUAAAUCCUGUUUUAUCACCUACAGAACUAUGUCAUGAUGAGCCAUUCCUGUCACCUUUCACAGACAAGGAGCUCCAUCUGGGUCCCACUGAAAUCCAAGGCAGUUUUGCCACGGACUUCAGUAGACUAAAUCCUUACAGGCCUGGAAGGGCCAUAAGAGGCUUCCAGUGCAGCUGAACCAGUGUGGUUUUGUUGGACACAGAGGGAAUGGUAGAGGACUGUGUUAUGCAUCUUUGCUCUGUGGCAGUCUUUGUAAGCAGGCCAACACAUGAGGGAUUAAGGAGUAGGGUUUGGUUAGAGGCUACAAAGGCAGUUGCCUUGAUCAAAGCCUACUGGUAGGGGCCACAGUACUGCAACCGUAAGGCUGCAGUAGCAACCAUGCUCAUCACAACUCUUUGUGUAGUUCGUCUUGUAGUUCCUGUUUCACACAGUCUGCUUGAUUGAACUAUAUAGAUCAGGAGUCUGCACAAAGGAAACAGGAGUGGGCCCAAAGUUAACUGCUUCCAUAGCAGUCACUUCUGACUGACAGAGUCAAAUGCAACAGUUCCAUGCAACUUCCUUCCAUGAGUUACCUCUCUAACAUUAUAGGGAAAGAAUCUUGGUAACUGAAUCAGAGUAUUCCAUAUGACAUUAGAAUGUGCAACCUAAUGUGCCACUAGACUGAAAGGGCAGAAUUAUUUUACAAAAUUCUAAGAUGCUGUUCCAGAAUGAGAGAAGUACUGAUUUACUACAGCUACUGGGACAAGAAUGCUGAUUGCCAACCUGAGCACUGAUUGGGUAAUGCUGUUACUAUAGCUUUGAAAAAUUUAUGGCCCAAAAAAGUGCCAGUUAUAGUAAACUGAAGUUAAAAGUGAUGUUUUCAUGUUAGCACCUUCUUUGAGAUAUGAGAGAAAAAAUGGACAAAAUAUCACCUCUUAAAUUUCCUUUAUGUAUUAAUCCCAGCAUAUUCAAUACUAUGAGACUGGUACAUACUCACAGCAAAUAGCCAAGGCUGUUUUUGUUGUUUCACAUUUAAUGUAAUACUUUGGAGGUAAUGGUUUGUUUUAGAUUUUUGAGUUUAAAAUUAAUAUAUACAGGGAUCUUCAUCUUUUUAUCAUGUUUUGUAGCUGAAAGAAUAUUGUUCAAGAACUGAAAAACGUUCUUCUACCAUUUCCAUUGUGAAGAGUAUUUUUAAAUUUUAAGAAUUGUUUGGGACCUAAUAGUUAAAAGCUUCAUAUAUUUUGGUGUGGUGUUGAAUUUAUGCCUAUAUAAAGACUUUGCUUUUGCAGUGAAGCUCUCCUCAAGAGUUAACUGUCAUUCUGUAUAAUGACAAAAGAUUUUUGUCACGAUAGUGCAAAAUACUGUAGGAGACUUGAAAAUACUUGAAGUUAUUGUACAUGUACUUCUCAUCUUUGUAGUUCUUUUCCUUUUAUAUCUAGAGACUGACUGUUACUCCAUUAAGAUGCAGCAUCAGUUACAGUAAAUUAUAUAUUUUAAUA